CCUCCAUCUGCCCGGCUUCAUGAGGAGCUGGACGGACCAGCCGGGACCCAGCAUCAGAAUGUGGAGAGCAGUACUUGCAAAACUUGUUGUUAUAUUGAUUUUCUGUACUUUCCGCUGUCAUUCACAAGGUUGUGAGACGGGGCAGUUCCGGUGUGGGACAGGCCGAUGCAUCCCACAGCACUGGCAUUGUGAUGGAACGUUAGACUGUGUAGACGAUUCUGAUGAAGCUGACUGCCCCCUUGUAACAUGCGAUGAGAGUCAUUUCCAGUGCUUGAGUGACGGGGAGUGUGUCCCAGAUGUCUGGGUUUGUGACGACGAAGAGGACUGUGAGGAUGGCUCAGAUGAGAGACACCACUGUCCUGGUAGGACGUGCUCCAGUGGGCAGUUCAGCUGCACCAAUGGGGCCUGCAUCCCAGGGGAGUACAGGUGUGACCGGCUGCCCGACUGCGCGGACGGGGCUGACGAGAGAGACUGCCACUACCGUGAGUGUACAGAGAUGAGGUGUGCCAACAGUGCCUGUUAUAACCGGACCCAGCACUGUGAUCAGGUCAUGGACUGCCGUGACGGGUCAGACGAGGCGAACUGCACACAGCACUGCAGUAGUGGCCUGUUCCAAUGCGGAAACGGAGAGUGUGUCCCUCAACGCUAUGUCUGUGACCAUGACGACGACUGUGGAGACAGGAGUGAUGAACAGAGCUGCACCUAUCCGGCUUGCAGAGGGAGCUACUUCACGUGCCCCAGCGGUCGCUGUGUUCACCAGGUCUGGCUUUGUGAUGGGGAAGACGACUGUGAAGACAAUGCAGAUGAGAAAGGCUGUGACUCUGUAUCACACGAGUGCUAUCCUGGAGAAUGGCCCUGUCCAUCCUCAGGCCUGUGUAUCCCAAUGGACCAACUGUGUGAUGGGACAGCCCAAUGUCCAGAUGGAGAGGAUGAGGCCAACACCACUGCUGGACGCAAUUGCAGUAUCUGGAGGUGUGCUUCUCUGAGCUGUGAGCAUCGCUGUCAUGCGUCUCCUGAGGGAGGAACCUGCUCAUGUCCUUCUGGGUACACUGUCAACAACAAUAACAGCCGCUCUUGUAUUGACUUUGACGACUGUCAGAUGUGGGGCGUCUGCGACCAGCUCUGUGAAGACCGGAUGGGAACCCAUCGCUGCAGCUGUCGAGAGGGCUAUUUCCUGGAGCAGCACCGAUACUGCAGAGCUAACACCUCAACUAGCGUAGCCUCGCUGGUGUUCUCCAAUGGCCAAGACAUGCUGAUUGGUGACAUCCAUGGACACAGCUCUCGCACCCUGGUCCAUUCCCAGAAUAGAGGAGUCCCUGUCGGGGUGGACUUCCACUACCUCCUCAAUAGAGUCUUCUGGACGGAUACUAUUCAGAACAAGGUGUUUUCGGUGGAUAUGGACGGCUCCAAUAUGCAGGUGAUUUUAAAUGUAUCAGUUGACUACCCAGAGAACCUAGCCGUGGACUGGGUGAACAAUAAGCUGUAUGUGGUGGAGGCCAGCGUCAACCGGAUUGACAUGGUGGACUUUGACGGGAAUAACCGGGUGACGCUGAUCGCAGAGAAUCUGGGAAAUCCCAGAGGGCUGGCCGUGGACCCAACUGUGGGGUUCCUGUUCUUCUCAGACUGGGACUCUCUGAAUGGAGAGCCAGGUUUGGAGCGGGCUUACAUGGAUGGCACCAAUCGCUAUGGGAUCAUCAGGACUAAAUUGGGCUGGCCAGCAGGGAUCACACUGGAUAUUGAUGCUAAGCGAGUCUACUGGGUCGACAGCCGCUACGACUAUAUUGAAACCACCACAUAUGAUGGGCUUCAUAGGAAAACAGUGGUCCAUGGAGGUGCUGUGAUCCCCCAUCCCUUUGGCAUCAGUCUGUUUGAGCACACUGUGUAUUUCACUGACUGGACCAAGAUGGCCGUGAUGAAAGCCAACAAGUUCAUUGACACAAACCCUCAGGUGGUCUACACCACAUCUCAGACCCCACACGGAGUGCAAGUUGUACACCAACUGAGACAACCGUAUGUGACUAACCCUUGCGGGGUAGACAGGGACGGCUGUGAGCAGAUCUGUAUUCUAAGCCACAGGUCAGACAACCAAGGGCUGGGCUACCGCUGCAGGUGUCGCAUGGGCUACGACCUGCAUGCUGACGGCAAGAGAUGUGUUGCGGUGAGGCAGUUCCUUCUCUUCUCCAGCCAGCUGGCUGUCCGAGGCAUCCCCUUCAACCUGUCCUCUCAGGAGGAUGUCAUCCUUCCUGUCACUGGAACGCCCUCCUACUUCGUUGGGGUGGACUUCAGCGCAGAGGACGAUGCCAUCUUCUUCUCAGACACGGCCAAAGACAUCAUCUACAAGCAGAAAGUGGAUGGCACCGGCAGGGAGGUGCUAGCUGCCAAUAGAGUGGACGGCGUGGAGGACUUGGCUUACGACUGGAUUUCAAAGAACCUCUACUGGACGGACCCGCGCUUCAGGAGCAUUUCAGUCAUGAAGGUGGCCGAUCAGUCCAGGAGAGCCAUCAUACGCAACCUGAACAACCCACGGUCCAUCGUGGUACACCCUGUGAUUGGGUAUAUUUUCUGGACCGACUGGUAUCGUCCAGCGAAGAUUAUGAGGGCCUGGUGUGAUGGGUCACAUGCCCUGUCGAUUGUGAACACUACUCUUGGCUGGCCCAACGGCCUGGCUAUCGACUGGAGCUCCAUGCGCCUGUACUGGGUGGAUGCCUUCUUUGAUAAGAUCGAACACAGCACCUUUGAUGGGCAGAACAGGCUGUCUUUGGAGCGCAUCACUCAGAUCUCACAUCCUUUUGGUCUCACCAUUUUUGGAGGUUAUGCAUAUUUCACUGACUGGCGCCUGGGUGGGAUCGUGCGUGUGCGCAAGACUGACGGGGGAGAGAUGGUCAUCAUCAGGCGGGGAAUCAGCCACAUCAUGCACGUCAAAUCUUUCAACUACAACUCCCAGACCGGUUCCAACUUCUGCAACAGGAAUACUAAUCCUAAUGGAGACUGCAGCCAUUUCUGCUUCCCGGCGCCGGACUCGCAGAGGGUGUGUGGCUGCCCGUAUGGCAUGAAGCUGGCGCCCAGCCAGCAGACGUGUGUAGACGACCCUUCCAACGAGCCCCCUAUGCUGCAGUGCGGUUCCAAUUCCUUCUCCUGCACCAACGGGAAAUGUGUCCCUCAGAACUACAGAUGCGACGGCGUUGAUGAUUGCCAUGACAACAGUGAUGAGGCCAACUGUGGCGGAGCUCAUAACACCACCUGCUCACCCAGGGCAUUCACCUGUGCCAACCAGCACUGUGUGCCCAGUGGAUGGCACUGUGACGGGCACAACGACUGCUUUGACAGCAGUGACGAGCGGGACUGCCCCACCCAGACCCCUGGCACCUGCGCGGCCAACCAGUUCACCUGUGCCAACAACCGCUGUAUCCCACACAUCUGGCUGUGUGACACGGACAACGACUGUGGAGACGGCUCGGACGAGGCCAACUGCAACCUCAGUGGUACAUGCCACCCGGAACAGUUCCAGUGCCCAGACCACCGCUGUAUAGGCCCCAGCUAUGUGUGUGACGGUGACAGAGACUGUAUGGAUGGGGCUGACGAACAGGGCUGCAUUUACAACUGCACUCUCUAUGAGUUCAAGUGUUCUAAUGGACAUCAGUGUAUCAACUCCUACUACCGCUGUGAUGGGGUCUUUGACUGUAGCGAUCACUCAGAUGAGUCUGGCUGUCAUGAUCGUGAGCCUUUACCAGCCACCAGACCCCCAGGGAUGUGCCACCAUGAGAGUGAGUUCCAGUGCCAGUCCGACGGCAGCUGUAUCCCCUCCACCUGGGAGUGUGACGGUCACCCGGACUGCGAGGACGGCUCAGACGAGCACCACGUCUGUCCCCCCCGCACCUGCCCCACCACCCUGUUCCGCUGUGACAACGGCAACUGUGUGUACCAACGGUGGCUCUGCGACGGCGACAACGACUGUAGGGACAUGAGUGACGAGAGAGACUGCCCCACGCCACCUUUCCGCUGCCCUAGCUGGCAGUGGCAGUGCCCGGGCCACAGCAUGUGUGUCAACAUCAGCAGGGUGUGUGACAACAAUCCCGACUGCCCCAAUGGUGCAGACGAGUCUCCGCUCUGCAACGAGCCCUUGCCAGACCAAGAGAGCUGCACUGACAACAACGCAGGUUGCACCCACGGCUGCAUCCAGGGGCCUUUUGGGGCCCAGUGCACGUGUCCCAUGGGCUACCAGCUGAGUAACGACUCGAAGACGUGCGAUGACGUAGACGAGUGUAGCCCCCCUGGCCUGUGUAGCCAGCAUUGCUUCAACGAGAGAGGCUCCUUUCGCUGUCACUGCUCCGACGGAUACACUCUGGAGGCUGACCAACGCGCAUGCAAGGUCUCAGGUUCACGCGAGGCUUUUCUUUUAGUCGCCAGCCGAAAUCAGAUUGUGUCUGAUGACAUAACCACUCAACCCAAUGUGGUCCGCUCGCUGGUCCGGGAUGGACGAAACAUUGUGGCGCUGGACUUUGACUCAGUGACUGACCGUGUGUACUGGUCUGACACCAGCCAGGACAGAAUAUGGAGCGCUCACAAAAAUGGCAGCGACAGGGCUGUGGUUUUUGACAGUGGAGUGACAGUGACAGAGAGCCUGGCAGUGGACUGGGUUGGCAGGAACCUAUACUGGACUGACUAUGUUCUGGAGACCAUUGAGGUGUCCAAACUGGACGGCACCCACAGGACUGUCUUGGUUAGUGAGAAUGUGACCAAUCCCAGAGCCAUUGUGCUGGACCCAAGGGACAGUGCUCACCUCAUGUUCUGGACAGACUGGGGGAGGAACCCUCGCAUUGAGAAGGCCAGUAUGGACGGGAAGAUGAGGACAACCAUCAUAAGCAACAAACUGUACUGGCCCAACGGCCUAACCAUUGACUAUCCCAACAAUCUGCUCUACUUCGCGGAUGCCUACCUGGAUUUUAUUGACUACUGUGAUUACAAUGGCAAAAACAGGAAACAAGUUCUGGCCAGCGAUCUGGUACUGCAACAUCCCCACGCAAUUACCAUUUUUGAGGAUUUUGUGUAUUGGACCGACAGAUACAUCAACCGCGUUAUCCGAGCCCAUAAGUGGCACGGGGGGAACCAGACAGUGAUGCUCUACAACCUUCCUCAGCCCAUGGGCCUGGUGGCGGUACACCCGGCCAGGCAGCCCGCAGGUGAAAACCACUGCUUUAGCAGCCCCUGUUCUCAUAUCUGUCUGCUGUCGGCCGUGGGGCCCAGCUUCUACUCCUGUGCCUGCCCCUCAGGCUGGACCCUGGCUGCAGACCAAAUCACCUGUGCCAGAGUUGAGGAUCCUUUCUUGGUGGUGGUAAGAGAUAGCGUCAUAUACGGCAUUCCCUUGAACCCGGACGUCAAGAGCAACGAUGCCAUGGUGCCUGUUGCUGGACUUCAGAAUGGAUACGAUGUGGACUUUGACAACACUGAGCAGACCAUCUAUUGGGUGGAGCACCCGGGCGAGAUCCACAGGGUGAAGUCGGACGGUACCAACAGGACAGAGUUUGCCCCGGCAGCCAUCCUGGGUUCCCCUGUGGGCCUGGCCCUGGACUGGAUGACAGAGAACCUGUACUACACCAACCCAGCCAGCCAGUCGAUUGAGGUUUUGAGGCUGAGAGGGGAGAUGCAGUACAGAAAGACUCUCAUCACCAAUAAUGGCUCCCCGACUGGCGCAGGCACUCCGGUUGGCAUCGCUGUGGACCCAGCACGCGGGAAACUGUACUGGACAGACCAGGGCACAGAGAGCGGCAUCCCUGCCAAGGUGGCGGCUGCAGACCUGGACGGCUCCAACCCUGUCACCCUGUUCACCAACAACCUGGAUCAGGUGGAGUUCAUCACUGUGGACAUCAGUGAGAACAAGCUGUACUGGGCUGUCACAGGCGCCGGAAUGAUUGAGCGUGGCGACCCAGACGGGACCAAUCGCAUCACUAUAGUGACAGGCUUGUCCCAUCCCUGGGGUGUUGCUGUUCAUGAGAGCUUCCUGUACUUCACCGACCGGGACUUUGAGGUGAUAGAGCGCGUGGACAAGGCCACCGGUGCGAACAAGGUGGUGCUGCGGGACAACGUGUCUGGACUGAGAGUACUGAAAGUGCACUACAGGGAGACCUCGGCUGGUACAUCCAACGGCUGCAGCAACAACAUGGGGCUGUGUGAGCACCUGUGUCUACCACGGCCCGGGGGCCUGUAUACCUGUGCCUGUGCUACGGGCUUCAAGCUGAGUGCUGACAACAGAACCUGUGCUUCAUACCAGUCCUACGUGGUCAUCUCCAUGCUAUCUGCCCUCAAAGGUUUCAGUCUGGAGGGGGCUGACCACUCUGAGGCCAUGGUGCCAGUGGCUGGGAGAGGCCGCAAUGCUUUGCAUGUGGACGUCCACAUGCCCUCUGGGUUCCUCUACUGGUGUGACUUCAGCAGCACCGUGACAUCUCAGAAUGGAAUCCGCCGGAUCAAGUCUGACGGAGCAGGUUUCGACAGUGUGGUCACGUCUGGAAUCGGACGCAACGGGAUACGAGGUAUCGCCGUGGACUGGGCUGCAGGAAACCUCUAUUUCACGAAUGCUUUCCUGACGGAGACCUAUGUGGAGGUUCUGCGCUUGAACACCACUUUCAGACGUGUGCUGUUGAAGACUCAAGUGGACAUGCCACGCCACAUCGUGGUGGACCCUAAAAACAGAUACCUGUUCUGGGCAGAUUACGGACAGAACCCCAAGAUUGAGCGAGCUCUGCUGGACGGGACCAACCGCACUGUGCUGGUGUCGUCUGGGAUUAUAACCCCGCGAGGUCUGGCUCUGGACUACCAGACUGGAUAUGUCUACUGGGUGGAUGACUCUCUGGAUAUGAUAGCCCGGGUCGACCCUCAGGGGGGCGAGACAGAGGUAGUCCGGUUUGGGAGUCGUUACCCGACUCCCUAUGGCAUCACUGUGUUUGAGACUAGCAUCAUCUGGGUGGACAGGAACCUGAAGAAGGUGUUCCAGGCCAGUAAGGAGCCUGGCAGUACAGAGCAGCCUACAGUCAUCAGAGACAACAUCAACAUGCUGAGAGACGUGACCAUCUAUGACCAGCGUAUCCAGCCCAGCUCGGCCCAGCAGCUCAACAACAAUCCCUGCCUGGAGACCAAUGGAGGCUGUGCCCACUUCUGCUUCGCCCUCCCCGGGAACCAGACCAAGAAGUGUGGCUGUGCCUUUGGCAACCUGGGGACGGACAACAAGGGCUGUGUGGUGUCGCGGGAUGAUUACCUCAUCUUUACAACAGAGAGUACGGUGCAGAGCCUACAUUUGGACACGGACGACCACGGACUGCCCUUCCCUGUGGUCAACGUGCCCGGCACCUCUGUGGCCCUGGACUUUGACCGCACAGACAAUAGGAUCUACUUCACCCAGAGCUCAGGGGCUGGGAGCAGCAAGAUUAGCUUCAUCAGUCUUUCAUCUCCUCCCUCACCUCCAGUAGUGGUGGCUUCAGAUCUUGGAGCUCCUGAUGGUAUUGCCUAUGACUGGAUCAACAAAAGGAUUUACUACAGUGACUACAUCAACCAGACUAUCAGCUCCAUGGCAGUGGACGGGACACAGAGAUCCAUCAUCGCUCAUGUGCCUCGGCCUAGAGCCAUAAUGCUGGAUCCCUGCAGGGGAUAUAUGUACUGGACAGACUGGGGGACGAAUGCAAAGAUUGAACGUUCUACUUUGGGAGGGAACUUCAGGGCAGAGAUUGUAAACAGUAGUCUGGUGUGGCCCAAUGGGCUGACCCUGGACUAUGAAGAGCAGAGACUGUACUGGGCAGAUGCCAGCCUACAGAAGAUUGAGCGCUGCUCUCUCACCGGGGCCAAUCGGGAGGUCAUCGUCAGCACAGCCAUUUACCCUUUCGCCAUGACCAUGUAUGGCCAGUACAUCUACUGGACUGACUGGAACACACGCAGUAUCUACCGGGCUAACAAGCACGAUGGGUCUGACCAGAGGGUGAUGACCCAGAACCUUCCAUCCAGGCCUAUGGACGUCCAUGUGCUGGCCAGCAACAAGCAGCAACAGUGCAACAGCCCAUGUCAGCAGUUCAACGGAGGCUGCAGUCACAUCUGUACCCCAGGGCCCCAGGGUGCUGAGUGUCAGUGUCCCUCAGAGGGUCGCUGGUACCUGGCCGACAACAAGCACUGUAUCCCUGACAACGGGACCCGCUGCCAGGAAGGCCAGUUCACCUGUAUGAAUGGACGCUGUAUCCGUGCUCAGUGGAAGUGUGACAAUGACAAUGACUGUGGGGACGGAAGCGACGAACUGGAGAGAGUCUGUGGAUCCAAGAAUGAUUUCCAAACUUCCGUCCAAGUGCAAAUGGCAGCCGCAUUUAUUGCCUUGUCAGCCUUCCACACCUGCGAGCCCACUGUGUUCACUUGUGGGAAUGGUCGCUGUGUGCCCUACCACUACCGCUGUGACCACUACAACGACUGUGGGGAUAACAGUGAUGAGGUAGGCUGCCUGUUCAGUCCGUGCGAUCCCAACACUGAGUUCCCCUGCAACAACGGACGCUGCAUCGCCAAGGACUACAUCUGCAAUGGCAUCAACAACUGUUAUGACAACGGCACCUCGGACGAACAAAACUGCCCGGAGCGAACAUGUCAGCCAGAACACACUAAGUGUACAUCCACCAACAUCUGCAUCCCCCGCUCCUACCUGUGUGACGGGGACAACGACUGUGGGGACAUGAGUGACGAGAGCCCUACACACUGUGCCACCUCCACUUGUGCCCAGAACGAGUUCCGCUGCUCCAGUGGCCGCUGUAUCCCAGCCCAUUGGUACUGUGAUGGGGGUACCGACUGUGCUGACGGCUCCGAUGAGCCCUCCUCCUGUACCACCCUGGUGAGAACCUGCAACACUGACCAGUUCCCCUGUGACGACGGCAGGUGCAUCGCUUCCUCCUGGAUCUGCGACGGGGACAAUGAUUGUGGAGACAUGAGUGACGAGGACCAGAGACACAACUGUGACAACCGCACAUGCUCAGCUUUGGAGUUUACCUGUGUGAACAACCAAGCGCCACAGCGGAAGUGCAUCCCUCGUGAUUGGGUGUGUGACGGCGAUGCGGACUGUGCGGACGCGUUGGACGAGCAUCAGAACUGCACGCGCCGAUCAUGUGGUGUCAACGAGUUCACCUGCAGCAACGGCCUCUGCAUACGCAGCUCCUACAGGUGUGACCGGAGGAAUGACUGUGGGGACAGCAGUGACGAGCAGGGCUGCACCUACCAGCCAUGUCAGCAGCACCAGUUCACCUGUCAAAACGGACGCUGUGUGUCCCGCGACUUCAUAUGUGACGGGGACAACGACUGCGGGGACGAGUCCGAUGAGCUUGACCACCUGUGCCGCAUGCCACCGCCUACGUGCCCCCCCGGGCAGUUCAGGUGUGACAACGGACACUGUGUCCCGAUCGUCAACGUGUGUGACCGUACCGACGACUGCUCAGACAACAGUGACGAGAAGGGCUGUGGAAUAAAUGAAUGCACCAACCCCUCUAUGCACCACUGUGACCAGAACUGCACUGACACACCCACCAGCUUCAUCUGCACCUGUCGCCCCGGCUACCGCCUCAUGUCCGACAACAAGACCUGCGACGACGUCAACGAGUGUGCGGAGACGCCCAGCGUGUGUAGUCAGGUGUGUGAGAACACGGUGGGCUCCUACAUGUGUAAAUGUGCCCCCGGGUUCCUGCGGGAACCGGAUGGCCACAGCUGUCGUCAGAACAGCAACAUUACGCCCUACCUCAUCUUCAGUAACCGCUAUUAUCUUCGUAACCUGUCCACGGACGGAGAGGCCUACUCCCUCAUCCUGCAGGGCCUGACCAGCGUGGUGGCCAUGGACUUUGACCGCGUGGACAAGAGGUUCUAUUGGAUUGAUGUGAGUCGCAGGGUGAUUGAGCGGAUGUUCUAUAACGGCAGUAACAGGGAAGUGGUGGUGAACGGGGUGCUCCAUGGAGAGGGCCUGGCGGUCGACUGGGUGGCCAGGAAACUCUACUGGGCGGACAGUUUCCUGGACUGUCUCAAAGUGUCUGAACUGGACGGACGCUUUGUGAAGAAACUGGCUGAACACUGUGUGGACGCCAAUAACACCUACUGCUUUGAAAACCCCAGGGCGCUCGUUCUCCAUCCCAAAUAUGGAUAUGUCUACUGGACAGAUUGGGGGGACAAAGCCUUCAUAGGCCGUGUUGGAAUGGACGGCACCAACAAGACCGCAAUCAUCACCACUAAGAUCGAGUGGCCCAAUGGGGUCACUAUCGACUACAGCAAUGACAAGCUCUACUGGUCGGAUGCCCAUCUCAACUACAUUGAGUUCUCAGACCUGGAGGGACAUCACAGACACACCGUGUAUGACGGGAUACUGCCCCAUCCUUUUGCCCUGACUGUGUUUGAGGAGACUGUGUACUGGACUGACUGGAACACCCGUACAGUGGAGAAAGGCAACAAAUACGACGGAUCCGGCCGCCAGUCUCUGGUCAACACCACACACAGACCCUUCGACAUCCACGUGUGCCAUCCCUAUAGGCAGCCCAUAGUGACCAACCCCUGUGCAGUGAACAAUGGAGGCUGCUCCCACCUGUGUCUGCUCCGCGACGGGGGGCGGGGUCACACCUGUGAAUGCCCAGACCACUUCCUGACUUUACAGCUGGGGGGGGUGGCUCGCUGCCUGCCCAUGUGCACCAGCACCCAGUACAGAUGUGCGGAUAAUGAGCGCUGCAUCCCCAUCUGGUGGAAGUGUGACGGCCAGAGGGACUGCAGAGACGGCUCUGAUGAGCCCUCCACCUGCCCCAGUCGCCACUGCCAACUGGGCCAGUUCCAGUGCAACGAUGGAAACUGCACCAGCCCCCACUUCCUGUGCAACAGCAACCAGGACUGCCAUGAUGGCUCUGAUGAAGAUCCUGUGCUGUGUGCCACUCAUCAGUGCGAGACCCACCAGUGGCAGUGCACCAGUAAGAGGUGCAUCCCAGAGGCGUGGCAGUGUGACGGGGAGGACGACUGUGGCGACGGCUCUGACGAGGAGCCCACUCACUGCUCCAGCAGGACCUGCCGGCCCGGACAGUCCAAGUGCCGUAACGGACGCUGCAUCCCCCAGAACUGGAUGUGUGACGUGGACGACGACUGUGGCGACAACUCCGACGAGCCUCUGGAAGAGUGCAUGGGGCCGUCUUAUCGCUGUGACAACCACACCCAGUUUGACUGCAGGACCAACUACCGCUGUGUGCCACUGUGGUCUGUGUGCAACGGUCACAACGACUGCAGGGACAACAGUGAUGAGCAGGGCUGCGAGGAGGUGACAUGUGACCCUCUGGGGGACUUCCGCUGUGACAACCACCAGUGUGUCCCUCUGCGCUGGAGGUGUGACGGGGACAAUGACUGUGGGGACAGCUCGGAUGAGCGUGCCUGCAGCCCGCGUGUGUGCUCCGAGAGCGAGUUUCGCUGCGAUAAUCUGCACUGCAUUCCCGACCGCUGGGUCUGUGACCAUGACAACGACUGUGAGGACAACUCGGAUGAAAGGGACUGUGAGCUGCGGAUCUGUCACAUGGGCUACUUCCAGUGUGGCAGUGGCCACUGCAUCGCCGACCGCUUCAAAUGUGACGGCAAUGCCGACUGCAUGGACUACACUGAUGAGUUAUCAUGUCCAACCCGUUAUCCCAAUGGCACUUUUUGCCCACCGUUCCUAUUUGAGUGUAGGAACCAUGUGUGUGUGCAGCCCUACUGGAAAUGUGACGGAGACAACGACUGUGGAGACAAUUCAGAUGAGGAGCUCCAUCUCUGCUUGGACAUCCCGUGUGACGCGCCCUUCCGUUUCCGCUGUGACAACAACCGGUGCAUCUACAGCCAUGAGCUCUGCAACUCUGUGGACGACUGUGGGGACGGCACUGACGAGAAAGAGGAGCACUGCCAGACCCCCACACAUGGGCCAUGUUCAGCGGAUGAGUACAAAUGCAGUAAUGGCCAGUGCAUCCCACUGCAGUAUACCUGUGACGACUAUGAUGACUGUGGAGACCAUUCUGACGAGCUGGGCUGCAAUGUUGGCAGUGGGCGCUCCUGCAGUGACAACAUCUGUGAGCAUAACUGCACAGAUCUGACAGACGGAGGCUUCCUCUGCUCCUGCAAGCCUGGAUACAAACCCAGACAGACAGACAGGAACACCUGUGAAGACGUGAACGAGUGUGAGGUCUACGGGACAUGUCCACAGGAGUGUCAGAACUCCAAGGGCAGUUACGAGUGCUUCUGUGCCCAGGGCUUCCGCUCAGUCAGCGAGCAGCAUGGCAUGGAGUGUGCUGCUGAGGGAUACCCACCAGUGCUGCUUCUGCCCGACAAUGUGCGGAUUCGUUGCUUCAACCUGUCCUCAGAGCAGUAUUCAGACUACGUGGACAACAUGGAGCACAUCCAGGCUCUGGACUACCAGUGGGAUCCAGAGGGCAUCGGACUCAGUAUUGUGUACUGGACAGUUCUGGGCCGAGGCUCUCAGUUUGGAUCUAUCAAGCGGGCCUACAUGACCACUUUCAAUGACAACGGCAAUAACCCAGUGAAGGAGUUGGAUCUGAACCUGAGAUACAUUGCCAACCCUGAUGGCAUCGCUGUGGACUGGAUCGGAGGCCACAUUUACUGGACAGACGCAGGGACCAAUCGAAUUGAAGUGGCAAAGUUAGAUGGUCGCUACAGGAAGUGGUUGAUCCAUACUGACCUGGACCAGCCAGCUGCUAUUGUUGUCAACCCAGCACUCGGACUCAUGUACUGGACAGACUGGGGCAGGAGACCCAGGAUUGAGUCUGCUUGGAUGGACGGACAGCAUAGGCAGGUUCUGUUGGAUGAGGACCUGGGCUGGCCCACUGGACUGGCUCUGGACUACCUGAAUGGAGACAGGAUCUACUGGUGUGACUCCAAAGAGAACAUCAUAGAGUCCAUGAAGCCGGACGGCACCGAGAGGAAGAUCAUCAUGUCUGGAGAUAUUGGGAAUCCCUACAGCCUGGAUGUCUUUGAGGGCCAUGUGUACUGGACAACCAAGGAGCGGGGUGAAGUCUGGAAGAUGGAUAAGUUUGGGAAGGGGGACAAAGUGAAGGUGCUGACCAUCAACCCCUGGCUGACUCAAGUCCGCAUCUACCAGGAGCACAGACACAACCGUUCAGUACCCAACCCCUGUAAGAACAUGUGCAGUCACCUGUGUCUGCUGCGGCCUGGAGGCUACACCUGCACCUGCCCACAAGGCUCCUCCCUGGUCGGCUUCAACCCCAACGAAUGUGACGCAGCCAUUGAGGCUCCAGUCUUAAUGCCACUUGCAUGCAGAUGCAUGAACGGAGGGACCUGCUACACUGACGAAGGGGGCCUGCCCAAGUGCAAGUGUCCAUAUGGCUAUGCAGGGAGUUACUGUGAGAUGGGAAAGUCCAGGGGUGCCCCUGCAGGAACAGCAGUUGCCGUACUUUUAGCAGUGAUUAUCAUCCUCAUCACUGGAGCGUUGGCUGUUGGGGUUUUCCUCAACUACAAACGAACUGGCUCCUUAAUCCCAUCCAUGCCCAAACUACCCAGCCUAAGCAGUCUGGUGAAAUCGGGUGACACUGGGAACGGGGUGACGUUUCGUUCGGGUGACAAUGUCACCAUGGAUCUGGGACCUCCACCCAUCGGGGUUUCAUUCAUUGACAGGGCCAUGCAGUUGGAUGACAACUUUGCCGUGGAAGCGGGGAGGCAGCCAAUCACAUUUGAGAACCCUCUGUAUGGCACUGCAGCGGCUGGAUCGUCUAGUGAGCCUGCUGUCAUCCACGCCACACAGGUGACUGUUACUGUUAGCGGUGAGCAGAUAGAGAAGAACCUUGCGAACCCAGCGUACCAUACAGAUCAGAUUGUGUGCACCGUGGACAGUUCCACAGCCAGAGCCAAGCCUGUUCAGGAGUCCAGGUGGAGCUUCUUCAAAAGAAAAUUUAAGCCAAGCACAACUUUUGAAAACCCUACCUACUCAGAGAUGCAGAAUGAAAAAGCAGUAGGAAGCAAUGAGGACAGUUCCUCCACUGACCCCUCUCCCUUUGCCCCAACCGCCAAACCCUUCAAGAGGGAUCGUCCCAGCACCUACUCACCAACUGAGGACACUUUCCGAGACACAGCGAACCUUGUUAAAGAGGACAGCGAUGUGUAAUCCCGUUUCCCACAGAUGGGAAUCAAAGACACACUCUCCUUUGCACAGAAUCUAUUUUUAUAUGCAGCCUGUGUAAAAAAAAAAACACACAAAAAAAACGAAGAUUGUUUUGAGAGAAGAAAUUAGACAAACGUUUCUUUAGCAUACAGAAAAGAGGUCUGUCGUGACUAUGCCUUCGGAUAUUUCUGAUGCCAAUUCUUGUUUCCUGAUUUUUUUUUUAUUGUGAUGUAAUAUAUGUAUAUCUUUGCACUGAAGCUGCUGAUAGAAAUGUUAUAAAUAUGUUGUACAUUUGUAAAUUUGAAGAGUAAGAUUUUUGUCGAUAAUAUUCUCUGGCUAUUGGAAGUAGAUGAACUUAUCGAUAGUGCUUCAUAAACAAAGUAACAGGUAACAUAACAGGUGAAGUGCAUUGUGAAUGUACAGUAGACAUAUCGCAUUAGGACAAUGUUUUGAAAGGAUAACUAACUAUUUUUGCCACUGAACCAAACUGAAGAUGUAUGCAUUUUAUCUUGCAUGUUUAUAUACCUCAUUUCAGGGAGCAAAACAAACACAAACUGAUCCAAUUACCUUAGCUAUUCUAAAUCUAUAGAUGCUGUAAAAAGAAAACAAUCAAAAUUCUGAAUAUCUCGAAGAAUAGUAUGCUAAGCAUAUUUACAUGGUACUUACGUUCAAACUUGUAAAAACAAUUCCCUGACUUUUUUUGGCAUAUAUAUAUCAAAAUUAUCAUAUUUAGGUAAGACUUUUUAAUGAAUAAUGAUGGCCUCUUUUUAAAAUUAAUUUGGAACAAUACUUGAAUAUGCCAAUGAUUUUAAUGUGUGAAGAUGUAAAAUUUUGGACAUCUCUAGUGACUCUGGAGCUGGUAAAGUCCAAGAGCAUCUGGAGAUACAGAAUUUGAAGAAAUUAGGAAUCUGACUGUCAUUUUCUAAACAUGGGUUAUACAUCCUGUGCUCUUAGAUUGAUUGUUUUAUAUUGUGAUGAAAAUGACAAAUAAAGACUGUAUCAAUGAUCA
Oncorhynchus tshawytscha (Chinook salmon) is the source of this 15137-nucleotide messenger RNA. It is a transcript of the gene lrp2a, whose product is annotated as low density lipoprotein receptor-related protein 2a. Bases 20 to 14131 code for a protein of 4703 amino acids. Lineage: Eukaryota; Metazoa; Chordata; Actinopteri; Salmoniformes; Salmonidae. The transcript has 82 exons. The record is from RefSeq and is a predicted model, not a curated record. Gene Ontology annotation, molecular function: protein binding; calcium ion binding.